AUGGAACCGUCUACUUCUCACUCUGUUCAAAGCAGUGGCUCGGGAGCUCUCGCGCCUUUGAUGUCGCCGUAUAUGUCGUCGUCUCAGUCCAUGGACCAAACGCCUUCGCCUGCGAGUUCAUUGCCGGACUGCGCCGACGCGACUCCUUGCCUCGGGCAAGGCGUCUUCUCCCUGCAACCCUUCUCCCUGCCUGAUACACCGUCCACCCCCAAGCCGAAACGCGUCCCUCGUCCUGCUAACGCUUUUAUGUUGUUUCGCUCCGAUUUCCUCAGGAGUGGCACCGUACCUUCCGAAGUUGAAAGGAAGCAACAAACGCUAAGCAAGCUGGCUGGUAAGAUCUGGGAGAGCAUGGACGAGGAUGAGAAGUCGAAGUGGCGCAACAAAGCUGAGAAAGUGAAGGAUGAGCACCGAAGGGCCCAUCCUGAUUAUAAGUUCACCCCCAUGAGAGGUCCCGCUCGUCUGAAGGCAAGGGGGCAAACUGAUGAACGGGGGCAGGACCGUAAUGGGGAAGGUUGGAUUGAGGAACUACGGCUACGAUAUGCGCCGCCGACGCCACCCGGACGCCCUUUGAAAGGCAGAGGACAUCGUAAGCACCAACCGACUAUCAGUCCGAAGCUUGAGUAUCCCCCAGAGCAAUUAUCACCUAUGGCGAUAUCACCGACCCCAUCACCUUCCCUUUCUUCUAAUCCUUCGUAUUUCCCUCCGCCCGUUGGCAUGCUACCGCGCCGUCCUUCGUCUGCGCCAGGUCUGCGCCCAUCUUCCAUCCCGAUGGAAUGCGAUUACAAGCCCCCAGCAUGCACAGGCCUCGAAACGCGCCCGAUCCAUCCCUUUCAACUUCACCCCCAGGAUCACCGCUUUUUACCGCGCCGCCCCUCCACCGCUACUGGUGGGCGUACUUCACAAGAGGCAAUGAACUACGGUGCCUACGCUCUCCCUUCGCCCAUCCAUUUCCAUGACCCAUUCACCGCCCAACCCGUGAAUGCGUUGGGCCAAAAUAUGGCAUCGCUACACAUCGGCGACACGCUGCCAGCGUUCACCCACGAAUCAGUGUCUCCUCUUGAUGCCCGACACAUGUCUCAAUAUCACUUGUCAAACGGCCUACAUUUCCCCAAUACCACUUUCCCCAACGCCACUUCCCCUAACGCCACUUUCCCCAACGCCACUUCCCCUAACGCCACUUCUCCCCUCACUCCUGGUAUGCAAGUCGAUUUUGCGUCGAAGCAGGAUGAAGGGACAUAUCAAUAUGCGAACACGCAGAAGCCGCGAUUUGAGGCUGGAGCUUUUGCGGGCGUUGUUUACUCUCAAGAUGGAUACGCGCACCAUCCAGCACUCCUUCCGCCUUAUGUGCCGGGUGCUUACUCCCAUUAUGGCAACGUUAAUUCAGAAUCAGACUAUUCUAUGCACUAUGGUAGUCCGCAAUAG
Pleurotus ostreatus (oyster mushroom) is the source of this 1422-nucleotide messenger RNA. RefSeq lists its product as uncharacterized. Gene Ontology annotation, molecular function: DNA-binding transcription factor activity, RNA polymerase II-specific; RNA polymerase II cis-regulatory region sequence-specific DNA binding. The record is from RefSeq and is a predicted model, not a curated record. Bases 1 to 1422 code for a protein of 473 amino acids. Gene Ontology annotation, biological process: cell differentiation; anatomical structure morphogenesis; regulation of DNA-templated transcription. The transcript is spliced from 2 exons. Lineage: Eukaryota; Fungi; Basidiomycota; Agaricomycetes; Agaricales; Pleurotaceae.